AUGGCCGACGUGAAGCCUCCUAGCGGAAAAUUGCCGUAUGGCACUCCCGAAGGCGGCUGGAAGGCAGUACACACAUGGAGAACUCCGGACUGGGUAGAACCAAUCCUGAUUGUAUCCAUCAUGCUCAUCGGCUUGUACGUCAGUCGGAGGAAGAACUAUUCGAUCCUCCGCCGCGGAAACGCGACAUACGAACCUCUAUUUGAAGAGAGAGGGGACUCACCCCGCAUCUCCGACGAGUCCUACGAUCCUAUCCGGACCGAUCCUUUCCCGCCCAAAUACCGUACCAUCUUUGGAUGCUAUCGCGUCAAGACCCCGAACUCGAGCCGUUUUGCGAGACAUGUUCACUCGAGAAUUCUGCAAAAGUUCCCCUUCCUCAUCGAAAUGUUCUACUGGGCCAUCUCCUUCUUCUUUUACCGCAUGACGGCAACCCUGGCUCAGAGCUACUACGGCAGCAGAAAGGCUGUCUGGGAUGUCGCACAGGAGCACGGCCUGUUUCUUCUCGAGACCGAGGCCAAGUUCUUCGGCGAGGGUACCAGAACCGGUCCCGAGCGCUGGGUUGAAUGGCGCGUUUCUCACUGGUUUCUCGAGGGCGCUCAAAUCGACGACUUCCGUGGCAUUUGGCUGACCAUCCUGAACCGCGGAUACUCCCUGAUCCAUAUCCCUGGUACCGUCGGCUUCAUUGCCUACUACUUCGCCAUGGCUCCCACUCACGCUCGCUUCUGCACUGUCCGUCGCACAAUGACCUUGUUGAACAUGUGUGCCUUCAUCAUCUUCAUCUUCUACCCGUGCGCGCCGCCCCGUCUGAUGCCCUCCGAGUACGGCUUCGUCGACACGGUCAACCUCGAGAACGCCGAGAGUGUCUGGAUGAGCGGCAAGUUCGUCAACAAGCUGGCUGCCAUGCCCUCUAUGCACUUUGGCUACGCCUUCGCCAUCGGCUGUGUUUUCAUCGCCGACUCGGCCAUCCUCAACCUUCUCUUUGGUCGCUUGAGGAACUACCUGCUGCGCAACGACUUGGACAAGUCGCUGGAUAUUGAUGACGUCGAGCUCAAGGAGAUCCAGGAGAACCGCGCACGCUGGAAGAGCUGGGCCAUGUUCUGCUUCGGUGUCUUUUAUCCGAGUUGGAUUCUGUUGACAAUCGUCGGCACCGCCAACCAUUACCUCAUGGACGCCUUCGUCGCUACCUUCUGCGCGUUGGUUGCGUACCUCUGCAAUCGUGCCCUGCUGGUUUUCCUCCCCGCUGAGGACAUGUUGCUCUGGGCCUUGAGACUGGAGAAGCCGGUGCCGACAACGGGCCGCAUGAAGAACAUUGCUGUCCGGUAG
Molecule: messenger RNA, 1320 nt
Organism: Colletotrichum scovillei
Lineage: Eukaryota; Fungi; Ascomycota; Sordariomycetes; Glomerellales; Glomerellaceae
Exons: 2
Coding region: 1-1320 (439 amino acids)
Biological process (GO): inositol phosphoceramide metabolic process; sphingolipid biosynthetic process
Cellular component (GO): inositol phosphoceramide synthase complex
Molecular function (GO): inositol phosphoceramide synthase activity
Source: RefSeq, a predicted model, not a curated record